This is a messenger RNA of Pseudomassariella vexata, 1533 nucleotides long. Its product is annotated as histidine phosphatase superfamily. Lineage: Eukaryota; Fungi; Ascomycota; Sordariomycetes; Amphisphaeriales; Pseudomassariaceae. The transcript has 3 exons. Bases 1 to 1533 code for a protein of 510 amino acids. Gene Ontology annotation, molecular function: phosphatase activity. The record is from RefSeq and is a predicted model, not a curated record.
AUGGGACGACCCAGACUCAUCAUCCUAAUCAGACAUGCCCAGUCCGAAGGGAACAAAAACCGCGAAAUCCACCAAAGCAUCCCUGACCACCGCGUGAAGCUCACACAAGAUGGUUGGGCCCAAGCACACGAAGCUGGUCUUCGUCUGCGCUCGUUGCUCCGAGCCGACGACACCCUCCACUUCUUCACAUCCCCGUACCGGCGCACGCGCGAGACCACCGAGGGCAUCCUCGAGACGCUGACGUCCGACGACCCCGAGCCCACGCCAUUCAAGCGGUCCAAUAUUAAGGUCUAUGAAGAGCCGCGGCUGCGCGAGCAGGAUUUCGGAAACUUUCAGCCUUGCAGCGCCGAAAUGGAGCGCAUGUGGCAGGAGCGUGCCGAUUAUGGGCACUUCUUCUACCGCAUCCCCAAUGGCGAGAGCGCUGCCGAUGCGUAUGAUCGUGUCUCCGGCUUCAACGAGAGUUUGUGGCGGCAGUUUGGCGAGGAUGACUUUGCGAGUGUCUGUGUGCUAGUGACACACGGCCUCAUGUCCCGCGUCUUUCUGAUGAAAUGGUACCACUUCUCGGUGGAGUACUUUGAAGAUCUGCGGAACGUUAACCACUGCGAAUUCCUCAUCAUGAAGAAGCAAGCCGACAGUGGCAAAUACAUCCUGGAGAACAAGCUACGGACAUGGUCAGAACUGCGCCGCGAGCGUGCUGCCAUCAAGGCCAAGGAAGACGCCGAACAGGGGAAAAACGUCGAGGGUGUCAGCAAAAAGAUCGAAGGGCUCAAGCUGGAGCGCCAGAACUCGUCCCAGGUCGUCGCCCAGCGGCGCUGGGGUGGCUGUCCCGAGGGUUGUGACCAUGGCAAGCACUUCAAAGUCCGCGGCGACCUUGCCGAGCUGCGCCAAGUUGAUGAAAUCCACUCGGCGAAGCACAGCAUCAUCAUCACAAACGGCCACCACUGCGGCACUAUAGCCAGCCGGCGCCCGAAUGCCAUCAGACAGCCCAACAAUUCGGAGGAUGACUCGGACGACCCACGCGGCCAUUCCGUGCCGCAAAUUGAUAUCAAUAAAGCUCGCGACGAGGUCGUGUCCUCCCCCGACGGCACACCGUCAUACAUCACCGUCGAAGACCGCAUGCGGUCCCACCUCAAGUCUCCAGCGCUCAACAAACCGCCCUUUUUGCACGUCGGCCGUGACUUCGGCGGCACAUACUCAGGCCGCCCUUCGGCUGCUAAUAGCGACGCCGAUACAUCCGAGGAGGACGCGCGACAGCGGCUCGCUGUGCGGCCUGCGCGGGUCAGAGGCGCAAAGGCAGAGGCAGGAGCAGCAACAAAUGGGAUUACCACCGCUGCGAACGAUGUCAAUGGAGCAGGGAAAGACGACUACCUGGAACACGGAAAGGGGCGCCGCACGUUUGCCAAUAGGCUUGGCGAUGCGCCGGCGAGCGGUUCUGAUCACGCGUCUGAGGACGGUGGGGAUGAGAGGGAGCCUGAUGAGGAACUGGGCAAGGCAGAGGAAGAAGAUCGGAGUUUAGUGGGGAGUGUUUACUAG